Messenger RNA from Drosophila albomicans, 538 nucleotides. RefSeq lists its product as uncharacterized. The record is from RefSeq and is a predicted model, not a curated record. Gene Ontology annotation, molecular function: N,N-dimethylaniline monooxygenase activity; flavin adenine dinucleotide binding; NADP binding. The transcript is spliced from 3 exons. Bases 12 to 536 code for a protein of 174 amino acids. Lineage: Eukaryota; Metazoa; Arthropoda; Insecta; Diptera; Drosophilidae.
CGAUAUGAGAUAUGAGAUUUGAGAAAAUAUAUACAUUCAUACAAUUUCAAUUAUACGUUAUACAUAUCUGCGUGAUUUUCAAAAGGGCAACAUAUGGCAAUGUAACGUCAGGAAUCUAUGUCGAAGACAAUUAUGUCCAAAUGCUCUACAAACAAUGCAUCAAUAUUCGCAAUCCAACAAUAGCAAUAAUAGGUCUCCCCUUCUACGUAUGUGCAGCGCAAAUGAUGGACUUGCAAGCACGCUUCGUAUUGAGCUACUUCUAUGGGCCCAAUAAGUUGCCUUCGACACAAGAAAUGCUAGAAGAUACAGUCGAAACCAUGAAUAAACGCUGGCAAGCGGGAUACAAGAAACGACAAGCGCAAGUGCUUGGAAGCGAUCAGAUGAACUAUUACACGGAAUUGGCAAAUUCAGAACAUUCAAUGGUAGUGCUUAAGCUGCAACUCAAAAGUAGUAAAAGCUUCCUUGAAAACUUGCUCAAUUUUCGGGAAGACGUGUUUAAGAUUGAAGACACCGUAACAUUUGUGCAAAUAAACUAAUU